AUGAGUAAUGGGGAAAGGGUUGAUAGGAGAUGGCUAGUAUAUUCAACUGUUAAGGAUCGCGUGUUAUGUUUUAGUUGCAAAUUUUUUAAAGGAGAUGGGGUUGAUUGUCAGUUGGAUACCAAUGGCUAUAAUGAUUGGUAUAAUCUUGGUAAAAAACUUAGACAACAUGAUACUUGUGAGGGACAUAUAGAAUCCAUGUCAAAGUGGAAUGAGUUGGAAAGACAUUUAAAGAAAAAGGAAACCAUCGAUAAGGCGAUGCAAGAACAAAUCAAGAAGGAAAAGGAGUAUUGGAAACAAGUCUUGGUUAGAAUAGUUUCUCUUAUAAAAACUCUUGCUAAAAAUAAUUUAGCUUUUCGUGGGGAUAAUGAAAAGAUUGGCGAAGCAAAUGAUGGUAAUUUUCUCAGCUUUAUUGAAAUGAUUGUGGAAUUUGAUUUGGUAAUGCAAGACCAUCUUCGGAGUUUCAAAGAUCAGGACAUUCACCAUCAUUAUCUUAGUCCCAAGAUCCAAAACGAGUUGAUUUCUUUAUUGGCACACCAUGUGAGAGAGAAAAUUGUUGAAAAAAUUCAAGAAGGAAAAUAUUUUUCUGUGUUGUUGGAUUGUACUUCGGAUAUAAGCCGUGAAGAACAAAUGUCUCUCAUUAUAAGAUCUAUGGAUUACUUAAGAACUCCGAAAGUUGAAGAAUAUUUUCUAGGUUUCUUGAAGGUGGAAGAAACAACUGGACUAGGACUUUUUGAUGAGCUUAAAAACCUUUUGGAGAAACUUAAUCUUGAUAUUGAUGAUAUUAGAGGUCAAGGGUACGAUAACGGGGCAAAUAUGAAAGGAAAAAAAUAA
This is a messenger RNA of Papaver somniferum (opium poppy), 831 nucleotides long. RefSeq names its product zinc finger MYM-type protein 1-like. NCBI's taxonomy places the organism in Eukaryota, Viridiplantae, Streptophyta, Magnoliopsida, Ranunculales, Papaveraceae. The record is from RefSeq and is a predicted model, not a curated record. The transcript has a single exon. Bases 1 to 831 code for a protein of 276 amino acids.